AUGUUUUAUGAGGUGGAAGUUCCAUGCGAGCAAAUUCGGUUAAUAAUGGUAGGUGAUCAAACGAAAGUUCAACGUAAGGUCAGCGUCAACUCCAGUACCGAUUUGUGUUUCAUUCGAAUUUCAGAUUAUCACAUAAUGAGGAAUAGAAAUAUAUAUCAAGCUACAACUAUUGAUUAUGGUCUUAAAGUGCUUGCAAGACGUCGGUUAUAUUUAUCUUCAAAUCGAGAAUCUUCUCGUAAUUUAGUUUCUGCUUCAUUGAAUUCCAAAGAAAAAAAUCAUGAAUUAGAUAUAAACGAUCUACCUUUAACUGUACCGUUGCCUGGUUUGUCGAAAGUAUCGUAUGCUGUUAACCAUGAUAUUCAACCUUUUGAUACAAAGUUAACACUUUUAAAAACUGGUCUUAAGGUGGCAUCUGAACCACAUUUUGGACAAUAUUGUACUAUUGGAGUCGCAAUUAAUGCUGGUUCUCGAUAUGCUGGUCGUUUUCCAGUUGGCGUCCCUCAUUUCGUGGAAAAACUUGCUUUCUCUAAAACUUCUUCAUUUUCUACAAAAGAGGAAAUGUUCUCAUUGUUAGAGCGGCGCGGUGCUUUGAUUGAUUGUCAGUCGACAAAGGAUACUUUCAUAUUUGCAUCUUCCUGUCAUAUUAAUGGUGUAAAAGACAUUUUAACCAUAAUAUCUGAUGCUAUUAUGCGACCUGUUAUCACUGCAGAGAGCUUAAAAGAUGCUCGAAUGAUCAUAAAUUAUGAAAAUGAGGACAUGAAUUCAAAGCCCGAUUGCGAACCACUUUUGAAUGACUGGAUUCACAUGGGCGUAAAUAAUUUUGGGGACCCAUCUGUAUUUUUUUUCAGUCAACAUUCUGGUUCUGAUUAA
Dracunculus medinensis (Guinea worm) is the source of this 870-nucleotide messenger RNA. The record is from the annotation of a GenBank genome assembly. NCBI's taxonomy places the organism in Eukaryota, Metazoa, Nematoda, Chromadorea, Rhabditida, Dracunculidae.